AUGAAUGGAAGUGCUGAUGUUAUUUUAGCUCUUUUAGCUUCAGGAGUUGAUGCAGAUGCUAAAACUGAAAAUGGCUAUAAUGCAAUUCACUAUGCUGCAUCAGCAUCUUUGUCAUCUGUGAUAGAUCCGCUGUUAUUAUCUGGUGCUGAUAUAGACUGUGCAGCAAAAGAUGGCACAACGCCUUUGCAUAUUGCUGCAAAAUUAAAUGCCUUUAAUUUUGCAAAUGCUUUGAUUAGCUUCGGAGCUAAUGUUAAUGCUCAAGAUAAUACUGGCUCAACGCCACUUCAUUAUGCCAUUGCAAAUUCCCAUUUUAAUGUUGCAAAGAUUUUAUUAUCUAAUGGUGCAGAUGAUUCCAUCAGAAACAAUGGAGGACAAACUGCUUCUGAUACAGCUCCUGUUCCUAUGAUUAACCAGACAAGAGCAUUCUUUGCAAAUUGGGAAGAUUGGGAUGAAAUGGUAGAGUCCAUAGAAAUUAAGUAA
Messenger RNA from Trichomonas vaginalis G3, 480 nucleotides. Its product is annotated as Ankyrin repeat family. Bases 1 to 480 code for a protein of 159 amino acids. Gene Ontology annotation, molecular function: protein binding. The transcript has a single exon. The record is from RefSeq and is a predicted model, not a curated record. Lineage: Eukaryota; Parabasalia; Trichomonadida; Trichomonadidae.